Molecule: messenger RNA, 393 nt
Organism: Lactuca saligna
Lineage: Eukaryota; Viridiplantae; Streptophyta; Magnoliopsida; Asterales; Asteraceae
Source: the annotation of a GenBank genome assembly
AUGCCAGAUGAAUCAUGCACUGUUUGUGGAUACACCAUUCCAAAGGGUACUAUCGUCUAUAUGAAUGUUUGGGCACUCCAUCGGGAUCCGAAGAUCUGGACCAAUCCAUUGGAGUUCAAGCCCGAGAGAUUCUUGAUCGACAAAUGGGAUUACAAUGGAAAUAAUUUCAAGUUUUUGCCAUUUGGAUCAGGGAGAAGAAUAUGCCCAGGAAUCCCCCUUGGGGAGAAGAUGUUGAUGUAUAUAUUAGCAUCGCUGUUACACUCGUUUGAUUGGAGGUUGCCAGAAGAUGAAGAGUUUGAGCUUUUAGACGAAUUUGGAAUUGUGACAAAGAAAAGGAAAUCACUAAUAGCUAUACCCUCUCGAAGACUAUCUGAUGCAAGCCUCUACUUUUGA